This is a messenger RNA of Lathyrus oleraceus (garden pea), 895 nucleotides long. RefSeq names its product repetitive proline-rich cell wall protein 2. Gene Ontology annotation, cellular component: extracellular region. NCBI's taxonomy places the organism in Eukaryota, Viridiplantae, Streptophyta, Magnoliopsida, Fabales, Fabaceae. Gene Ontology annotation, molecular function: structural constituent of cell wall. The record is from RefSeq and is a predicted model, not a curated record. The transcript has a single exon. The coding region runs from base 42 to 668 and encodes 208 amino acids.
UGACUCUUGUGUUUCAUGCACCAAACUCAAAAGUCACUAACAUGGCUUCCUUAAGCUUCUUAGUGUUGCUUCUUCUUGCUCUUAUCAUUCCACAGGGGUUUGCCAACUAUGAGAAACCUCCCGUCUAUCAACCACCAGUGUACAAUCCACCAAUCGAGAAGCCUCCAGUUUAUAAGCCACCAGUUGAACACCCGCCAAUUUACAAGCCACCAGUUGAGAAACCACCUGUGUACAAGCCACCUGUGUACAAGCCUCCAGUCUACAAGCCACCUGUAGAGAAACCACCAGUUUAUCAGCCACCAGUUGAAAAGCCUCCGGUUUAUAAGCCACCUGUCUACAAACCACCCGUCGAGAAGCCUCCAGUUUAUAAGCCACCUGUCUACAAACCGCCCGUCGAGAAGCCUCCAGUUUACAAGCCUCCAGUUUAUAAGCCACCUGUCUACAAACCACCCGUCGAGAAGCCUCCAGUUUACAAGCCUCCAGUUUACAAGCCACCUGUGUAUAAGCCACCUGUCGAAAAGCCUCCGGUGUAUGAGCCACCAGUAGAGAAACCUCCGGUCUACAAGCCACCAGUUUAUAAACACCCUAUCUAUAAGCCACAUGUAGAAACACCUCCGGUUUAUAAGCCACCAGUUAGGGCGCCACCAUAUUACACACCUCCAUACUAGAAACCACCUCUCAAUCCAAGUACUUGUGUCUAGAAAAUACUAUUAAGAAUAUAUGUUAAAUAAGAGAGAGAUGUAAAGUUUAUAAAGCAAGGAAUAUAGAUAUUCUUGUAAUCUUCAUUUCAAUCCUUUGUUUACAAUGCUAUUGCCAAGACAAGAAUGUGAAGUGUAAAACGGAGAAAGAAAGUUGUGCUUUUGUUCUCCAUAUUAUGAAUAAGAAUAUUGUGUUU